Molecule: messenger RNA, 1788 nt
Organism: Nestor notabilis (Kea)
Lineage: Eukaryota; Metazoa; Chordata; Aves; Psittaciformes; Psittacidae
Gene: ANOS1
Product: Kallmann syndrome 1 sequence
Exons: 12
Biological process (GO): neuron differentiation
Cellular component (GO): extracellular region; cell surface
Molecular function (GO): peptidase inhibitor activity; protein binding
Source: RefSeq, a predicted model, not a curated record
UGCCUGGAGCCCUGCAAAGAGUCCUGGGACCUGAAGAAAAACCAUUGCCAAAGCUUCUGUGAUCCUCUUUUCCCCAAGAAGAAUUAUGAAUGCCUAACUAGCUGUGAAUUCCUUAAGUACAUCCUGUCUGUGAAGCAAGGGGACUGCCCAGCACCUGAGAAGGCCAGUGGUUUUGCAGCUGCCUGUGUUGAAAGUUGUGAAGCUGAUAAUGAGUGUUCUGGAGUGAAGAAAUGCUGUUCCAAUGGAUGUGGGCAUACAUGCCAAGUUCCAAAAAAUCUGUACAAAGGUGUUCCACUGAAACCCCGGAAAGAAUUAAAAUUCAUAGAACUUCAGUCUGGUGACCUAGAGGUGAAGUGGUCUUCAAAAUUCAAUAUUUCCAUUGAGCCUGUGAUCUAUGUUGUUCAGAGAAGGUGGAAUCAAGGAAUCCAUCCAAGUGAGGAUGAUGCUACCAACUGGCAAACUGUGGCACAGACUACAGAUGAGCGGGUUCGGCUGCCAGACAUCCGAGCAAGCAGGUGGUACCAGUUCCGCGUGGCAGCUGUGAAUGUGCACGGGACGAGAGGCUUCACGGCACCCAGCAAACACUUUCGAUCCUCAAAAGAUCCAUCUGCUCCACCAGCUCCAUCUAAUAUCAGAAUCGCCAAUAUCAGUGCAAACAAUGAUGGGAGUGUAAAUGUAAUGAUUACUUGGGAUCUUCCAGAAGAGCCUGAUAUCCCAGUGCACCAUUACAAAGUCUUCUGGAGCUGGACAUAUAGCAAAUAUGUAAUCCCAGCCAAAAAAAAGAGAAGGAAGAUUACUGAUGGGGCCCAAAAUUAUGUGGUCCUGGAAGGACUCCAGCCCAACAGCAACUACAAUGUAGAACUGCAGGCAGUAACACGCUGGGGCCAGAUACGCCUAAAAAGUGCUAAGGUUUCUCUUCAUUUUAGUACAACUCAGGACACCAGGAAUAAUAAGGAACGAACAUCUGCUGCUGGGAAACUCCAGAAAGGACUGGUAGAUCCUUACCCAACCUUUCAAAGAAGAAAACCCACUCGUUUUCUUAAAAUUGGAAGUCCUUUCUAUCAGGACAAUCAACUUCAGGUCAAAGUAUACUGGAAGAAGACAGAUAUCAGCAUGAAUCAAUUCCAAGUCCACUGGUUACUGGAGUCCUGUGCGCACAAUGACACCAAAGGACGCGGGAAACUAACAGAGCUGACUUACGAAAACUACAUAAUUCUGAAGGACCUGGCAUUUUCAUGCAAAUACAAAGUAACUGUUCUGCCUGCAAAAUCUAAAGGUCGUUUUAAGGCUGAGAGUAUUUUCUUUGUUACCCCACCUUGCUCUGCAUUUAAAGAAAAAACCCACAAGCACAUUAAUUUUUAAGGAGUGCCAGUUCUACCCAAAGUGUUGGCCAAACCCGAGAAUCUGUCUGCGUCUUUCAUUGUUCAGGAAGGUAACAUCACUGGCCAUUUUUCCUGGAAGAUAUCCAAGGCAGACCUUCACCAGCCCAUGACAGGGUUCCAAGUCACUUGGGCAGAAGUAACCACGGAAAGCCGGCAGAACAGCUUACCCAACAGCAUCAUUUCACAGUCACAGAUACUGCCAGCAGAUCAUUAUGUACUUACUGUGCCCAAUCUGAGGCCAUCAAUGCUGUACCGCUUGGAAGUUCAAGUGCUGACGACUGGUGGGGAAGGGCCAGCUACAAUAAAAUCAUUUCGAACACCCGACCUUCCUCCAUUUUCACCCCACAGACCUCAUCUGAAGCAACAUCAUCCACAUCACUACAAGCCAUCCCCAGAGAAAUAUUAG